Molecule: messenger RNA, 2358 nt
Organism: Oikopleura dioica
Lineage: Eukaryota; Metazoa; Chordata; Appendicularia; Copelata; Oikopleuridae
Source: the annotation of a GenBank genome assembly
AUGGGAUUGGUUUUCAAACUUUUGCUUCCUGGAUCUUUGGCCCUUCAGUGUUUUUAUGACCAAAGAGUGAGUCCAUUUCCUCUCCCUAAAAAUGAAUCAACCGGCCAAUUCCUCCUCGGCACGGCUGAAACCCUGGUCGACCUAGACGAACCAAGCAACAAGCACCUGUCGGGAAUCAUUUUCAAAGACCUCGUUAAUCUAAUCGACAACUAUUACUACUACUAUGGAAAUGGAUCGUCUCCUGUUGACAAGCAAGAUCUUCUCGAAAAUGGGAUUGACUUCAAUGACCCUAAAAUUCAACAGAUUCUUGACAUUUCUUCCGGAAGCAUUUAUAAAGCAACAUAUGCAAAUCAUGCUGGAAACAAUGGAGACCAGCUUUAUUUCUCCCCGUGCUCUUUCAAAUCCAACAGAAAGAUAUCUCCUCAAGUUGUGCAGAAGACAACACCUUUUGGCGAGGAUCAACUGUGGUGCGCAGUAUCGCACUAUCCCUGCGGCAUGGACAGUAAAAUCAAGGACGACAACCCGCUAGCCUACCGCUGCCACACGAGAGCGGAGUGCAAGGGCCCCAAUCACGAGACAAAGAGCUGCGACAAUAGUGAAAACUACUACAUCAGCUAUGCCAUUUGUUUUCACGCCCCGCAUUCGACGAUGGAGAUAAUCAAUGAAACCUGCGAUGUGGAAUCUGAAGUGCCUAAGGAAGAAAACGAAACGAUUUAUAUCGGCUGUAGGUGUAGAAGUGACAACUGCAACCAUCAUAUGAACAUCAAUCACUCCUGGAAAGAAUUCGAGCCUGAAGAACCGGAAGCGGCUACAUUCAACCUGUACAAACUUAUCUCCAUCACGGUCCCCAUCCUCUGUGGAGUCGUCGUCGUUUUCGCUUUUGUUUACAAGUUCUACGUACGCCGAAAAACUCCGUCUAACAACGGGAUGAAUGGAACGCACAACGAGCAGAUUCCAAUACUCCCAACACAGAACGGGAACGACUCGCGCGUUGAUUUACACCAGGACUACACCAUCGAUGUUGAUCACCAGGAUGCGUGGGUGAGUGACAUUCAGCUCCAUGAAAAAUUCGCAGAAGGAAAAUAUGGAACUGUUUGGACGGGGCUAAGUAGCGACAAUCGUAAAUAUGCUGUAAAGUGCCUUCAGGAUAAAAACUCUUAUGACAAUGAGCGAAGUAUCUACAUGAUGCUCAAGCCACUUAUGGACAUUCACAAGCCCAACAUUCUCACCUUCCUCGGUGCUCAAGAGCGAUACGACGUUCAGAAGGAGUACUGGAUCGUCACAGAAUACCACGAAGUCGGAUCGCUCAGUGACUUUUUGCACAAACACACCUUGACAUUCUCUCAAUUAUUGAAUGUGAUCGCCACUAUGGCGGAUGGUCUGCGGUUUCUACACGAAGAUAUGACACCUACCUUCACUCAACUGUCUGAGGGAAAGCCGUCUGUUGCUCAUCGAGAUCUCAAAUCAAAGAAUGUCUUGCUCAAGAACGAUUUGACGGCGGUCCUAAGCGAUUUUGGCCUUGCCAUUCAAUUCAAACUUGGUGAAAACCUUGGAGAUGCCCACCCAUCUGUUGGAACGCGGAGAUACAUGGCGCCAGAGAUUCUCGAGCGUGCAAUUUCCUUUCACCGUGAUGCCUUUUUGCGCAUUGACAUGUAUGCUUUUGCUUUGGUCAUGUGGGAAUGUCUUUCCCGAUGCAAGGACUUGCCACGUGGACCUGCUCACUACUCGUUGCCGUAUGAAAAUGAGCUUGGCACUCAGCCCACCCUUGAGGACCUCCAAAAUAACAUCGUUGACAACAACCUUCGCCCAAAAUUCAAGAAGAAGGACGACGCAUACGACGAUCCCCCGUGGAGUGAGGACGACAAAUUCAAGAAUCUCUGUGAGACAAUUAGAGAUUGUUGGGAUUGCGACGCCGAGGCUCGUCUCACUGCAGGAUGUGUGCUCAAGAGAGUUCAAGAGAUUCAAGCACAGUUUGGCUGUAACGCGGAUGGUCAAGCACCCAUGUAUUCGCUGAGCCGUCAAUCCUCAUCCGGUGGCUCUUCCGGCGGCCUUCCCAUGCCUGAGCACUCGAUUGUUGGCUCCAACACUCCAAACGGUCUGACUGCUCAAGGAAGCCACUCAAUGCUAAGCCAUUCAAACGGCCCGUCAACCUCAACGCCACACCCUGAUCCUUUGAUGAUUCAACAGCGACAGCAACCGCGGCUGCAACCGAAUGAGCCGAUUUUCAACUACCUUAAUAACCAGCCCUUGAAUCCGCCCAGAUCUAACCCAUGCGAUCCAAAUAUGACUAUUCCAGAAAAUGUAACGAUGCAUAAUGAUGGGACAUUUGAACGAUCUCAACCUCUCUUCCGGCAUUGA